Messenger RNA from Salvia splendens (bonfire salvia), 1500 nucleotides. Its product is annotated as exopolygalacturonase-like. The record is from RefSeq and is a predicted model, not a curated record. The transcript is spliced from 6 exons. Gene Ontology annotation, molecular function: polygalacturonase activity. Gene Ontology annotation, biological process: carbohydrate metabolic process. NCBI's taxonomy places the organism in Eukaryota, Viridiplantae, Streptophyta, Magnoliopsida, Lamiales, Lamiaceae. The coding region runs from base 1 to 1500 and encodes 499 amino acids.
AUGAUAUGGUUAGUAAUUUUAGUUUUGCAGUUACUAUUGAAGGCGAAUUCCGAGAGGGUGUUCGACGUAAGAAACUACGGAGCGAAGCGAGGUGCAGACAUCAGCCAGGCGUUGAUGAAAGCAUGGAAAGAUGCAAUAGCAUCAACAACGCCAAGCAAGAUCCUGAUCCCAAAAGGGCAUUGGACACUGAGCCAAGCCCACAUGGAGGGGCCAAACAAGGCCCCGAUCAACCUUGCGGUGAGAGGCACCUUGCAAGCCUACCGGGAUCCGGCCCAACUCCCCGUGAAGAGCCAAGAAUGGGUGACAAUCAACUCCGUGAACCACCUGACCAUCUCGGGGGGUGGCGUGCUCGACGGGCAGGGCCAGCAAGCCUGGAAGAGGAAUGACUGCAACAAAAACAAGAAUUGCAUGAAGCUCCCCAUCAACUUGAGCUUGAACUUCAUAACCGACUCCAUCAUCCAAGACAUCACCACCAAGGACAGCAAGAGCUUCCAUGUCAACUGCAUCUCCAGUCGCAACGUCACCUUCCAGCGCUUCACUAUCUCCGCCCCCGGUGACAGCCCUAACACUGACGGCAUCCACAUCGCCCGAGGCAACCACAUCAGGGUCCUCGACUCCAUCAUCAAGACGGGAGACGACUGCGUCUCCAUGGGGGACGACCUCAACGACGUCCUCAUCAGGAACGUGCAGUGCGGGCCCGGCCACGGCAUCAGCAUCGGCAGUUUGGGGAGGAACGUGCAGGAGAAGAACAUCAAAGGGAUAACCGUGCAGGGGUGCACCUUCACCGGCACCCAGAACGGGGUCAGGAUCAAGACGUGGCCCUCCGCCCCAGCCACACUCACCAUAUCCGACCUCCACUUCAUCGACCUCACCAUGGUCAAUGCUGGAAACCCCAUUGUGUUUGAUCAAAAGUACUGCCCAUGGAACCAAUGUGACUUGCGUAGGCCCUCCCUGAUCAAGAUCAGCAACGUCGAGAUCAAGAACAUCAGGGGCACCAGCACCACCCCCGACGUUCUCAGCUUCAUGUGCAGCAAAGCCAAGCCUUGCGACAACAUCAGGAUAGGGCUCAUUGAUCUCAAAUACAAUGGAAAUAAGGCCACCACCAUAUGUGAAAACAUUAGGCCCUACUUUUCUUCCAGCUUGCAUCCUUCCGUUGUCGUGGCAAACAUAUGUACGCAUAAUUUCAAGCAGAUAGUUGACCCGAAUGGAUUCAGUCAGAAAACUCUAAACAAGGAAUACAUUAACAUGUAUUGGGCUGAAUUUAAGAUUUCAGAUUUAAUGUUGUGUGAUGAAAGGGAAGCGGUUGGAGAUACCAUCGAAAAUAAUGUAGCUGAAGAUAUUCCAUCUGAGGAUCCUCAAGACAAAGGAGAGGCAAAAAAGAGGAAAACUAUGGAGAAAAGAUCAGAGGUCCUAGGCCAACACGGUUGGUGUUACAAUCUGGUCAAAGCUCUUCACUUAGUAGUUAGAAUUUUGAGCAAGAAGAGCUUAGGAAAGCUUUAG